AUGUCGUGGGACUUGCUUCAGAGAUUCCUCGAGUCCGACGUCUUCAACUCCAACCCCUUUCUCUCCGUCUCGUACCUCUCUCGUUAUGCCGACCACGUGGGUAUUCACUAUGUCCUUUGCAAUAAGCUGCGCCAGUUCCCCUACGAGGAUAUCGAAUUCUUCUUGCCGCAGCUAUGCCACCUUAUAAUCAGCGUCGACAAUGAGUCAAUGGCCCUGGAGGAGUUUUUGUUGGACUUGUGCGAGGAAUCUGUUACAGCCGCGCUCUUGACCUUCUGGCUCUUCCAGACCUACCUCUACGAUCUCUCGUCGAACCCUCAAUCCGAUUCCUUCCAGACCUGUCGCCGAGUCUACAACAAGGUCCAGCACAUCGUUUUUGGCGUGGCCGAUACCGCUCGCCAUGAAAAAAUCAAAGAAAAUGUGCUACCCGUCACCGUACUCUCCAGCUUCGUCCUUGCCAGUGUCGCCUUGCCCAUGUUCCCAAGAUGGGCCGGCCCCCUCGCAGUUGCGCAGGCUCGCAAGCCCCAGCCGGUGACGAUUGAUCCUGCGGUAGAGACCAAGGCGAACACCAAGCCCUCCCGAGCGCACACCGUUAACUCGGCAAACUCGCGGUCAAGGCGGACACGAGAUACCGGGAGGACUUUUAGUGCGCCGGACCCCAAAGGCUCGAGGGAACCGUCGAGGGAUCGUUCUUCGAGGACGCCUCGGAUUGUCACGGAUUCGGCAUCGGCCUCCCCGGUCGCAAGGUCGAAGACGCCCAUUGACACGAAGAGAGCAUCCGCCCUCGAAAUGAAGUCGCUGGAGGCCAGACUCAGCACAUCUUCCCUCCCCUUGCCGUCCCCGCAACCUGCAACCAGACCAACGACGCCCGCGUCGGCAAGGGUUUCACCAAGGCUUGGCGACAACACCACUCGGAGACAUUCGCAUCACUCCAAGGCUCUUCUCAAUACGACCGAGUUGUCGCCCGUGCAAAAGACGAGACUAUUGCGACAGCACUACUUCAGAUCCCAGACUCAGUUCUUGACUGCGUUGGAGGGUAUCUCGAACCGGCUCGUCCUCGUCCCGAAACCUGCCCGGAUGAGUGCCCUUCGAGCGGAGCUUGCGCUAAUAUCUCAGGACCUUCCCGCCGAAGUUGACAUCCCGGUCAUCUGCCCACCGACUCUUAUGAACGGUUCUCCUGGAAAAAGCCGCCACCACCGGAUCGUGCGCGUGAACCCUGCGGAGGCGACUGUGCUUAACAGUGCUGAGAAAGUGCCGUAUUUGAUCAUGAUCGAAGUCCUUAGGGAUGACUUCUCCUUUGACCCUGACGCCUCUGAAAACCAGCGCCUCUUGGGUUCCUUGCUCGACGGAAGUGCCAAGUCUAAGCGCAUAUUCGACUUAUCGGAAUCCCCUCGAAUGUCACCCACGGUCCGGGCUCCUGAACCCGUGGUUGAUAGUGUCUUCGAGCCCACGUCUGGUGACUUGGGGAGCUCUCCCCUUAUUAGGAGCUUCGACGAUGAUUCAGCCAGGUUCCCCCCACGAGCCAUUCAAUAUCGUCCACCCCAUCGCCUCCCCAGCAGUACAACGGCAUCGCCUUCAAACCUGGACUUUGUGACACCUCGAACUUCAGAAACGAUUCCUUCGAGGUCCACCAGCCCGAGCCUCGGACCUCGGAGAAUGACGCUACCUAUGCAGCGAAACCCUUCUGCCGAUCAACCGGACUUCUCAGCACUCGCUACUCACAUGAGAACUGCUUCUCAAAUGCUUGCACAGCUCGAUGCCACUAGCGGGAAGCGUCCGAAGCAGGAGGUGGCGGCGAUCAGAGCCAAGAUUAUUGCGAGCAUGCAGAGUCUGGAAGAGCAGAGCUUUGACACCGAUGAGCAAGGGCCGACUUUCGACACCAUCAUUGCAAGGGCAAGCACUACUCCAAUAACUGCGAGCAAUCCGGAUUUGGAGGAGGAUGCUGUGAUUGACCCCAAUCUCAAUGCCAGUGCUGGCAGAGAGCGAAUGGAGAACGAUAUUAAAACUGGUGGUGUCCAGCGCCGGGGCGAUCGCGACGACCCUAGCGCGGCUGUCUUCGGUGAGGCCUGGGAGGCCAAAAAGGAACGGAUUCGCAAGUCGUCUCCGUACGGGUGGAUGAAGAACUGGGAUUUGAUCAGCGUUAUUGUCAAGACCGGCGCGGAUCUACGACAGGAGGCGUUCGCCUGCCAGCUCAUUGAUGUGUGCCACAAGAUUUGGGUGGAUUCCGAUACCGAUGUCUGGGUCAAGCGGAUGCGGAUCUUAGUGACGGGUGAAUCUGGGGGUCUCGUCGAGACCAUCACCAGCGGAGUCUCUUUGCAUUCGCUGAAGCGAAGUCUCACUCUCGCGACUGUCGAGGCGGGUCAAAACCCUCGACAUCGCAUUGCCACUCUCAGGGACCACUUUCUCCGGGCUUUUGGACCGCCCGACAGCGAGCCAUUCAAGGCUGGCGUGGAUGCGUUCAAGAAGUCAUUGGCGGCAUACAGCAUCAUCUCGUAUGUCCUGCAGCUCAAGGAUCGACACAACGGAAAUGUCUUGGUGGACAGCGAAGGCCACAUCAUCCACAUUGACUUUGGAUUCAUACUCUCCAACUCUCCCGGCUCGGUUGGAUUUGAAGCAGCCCCGUUCAAGUUGACGCACGAGUAUGUGGACGUUUUGGGUGGUUUGGGUUCGCCUGACUACGAGGACUAUAAGAGACUGUGCAAGCAUGCUUUCCAAGCACUGCGCCGUUCCGCAGAUAACAUCAUUGACCUGGUUGCGAUGAUGGGUCACGACUCAAAGAUGCCUUGCUUCGCUGUCGGUGUCGCUCAGGUCACAAACACUCUGCGACAGCGAUUUCAGCUCCACCUCAGUGCCGACGAGGCGGAGCAAUUUGUUGAGACUGACCUCAUCGCGAAGUCGUUUGGUAGCUACUACACUCGACUCUAUGACACUUUCCAAUACCGCACGCAGGGUAUUUAUUAA
Molecule: messenger RNA, 2958 nt
Organism: Ilyonectria robusta
Lineage: Eukaryota; Fungi; Ascomycota; Sordariomycetes; Hypocreales; Nectriaceae
Product: kinase-like domain-containing protein
Exons: 5
Coding region: 1-2958 (985 amino acids)
Biological process (GO): phosphatidylinositol phosphate biosynthetic process; phosphatidylinositol-mediated signaling
Cellular component (GO): membrane; cytoplasm
Molecular function (GO): 1-phosphatidylinositol 4-kinase activity
Source: RefSeq, a predicted model, not a curated record